CUUCACCCACCCAAAGUAGGUACCUAAAUUAGCCCAAGCGAAUCUUACCUAAGGUAGCAGCACAACCAUGUCGGCAACCGGAUCCCGACUCAUCGACCUCCCCGUCGAGAUCUUCCAGCUGAUCCAGGAGCACCUGGUCUCGCCGCGGGACUACUUCCACCUGGCGAUAACCUGCCGGGGGGCAUGGGCGCGGGACACGGACGUGCUGUCCUCGUGCAUCCUGCGGGACGCGCGGAUCCUGCGCGCGCAGGUUCGGGGGGGCGGCGGGGGGCCCUGGGCCGUCGAGCUCGCGGAUGACGCCUCCGUCGCCCGCUGGCUCGUCGACCGCGGCGUUCGCGUCAGGCCUAGGCACAUGUUCGUGCUGCACAAUAGGAGGCUGGUUCGCUGGGGGUCGCCCGAGUGGCACUAUUUUAUGUACGCUUCGAACCGGUCCGGCGGCGUUAAUCUAAGCUCCGAGGACGACUAUGAUUACUACUAAUACGGCGAAUAGGAAGACGAUAGUAGUAGUGAGUGAUACGGACCGCUUAGUAAG
Molecule: messenger RNA, 532 nt
Organism: Daldinia caldariorum
Lineage: Eukaryota; Fungi; Ascomycota; Sordariomycetes; Xylariales; Hypoxylaceae
Exons: 1
Coding region: 68-478 (136 amino acids)
Source: RefSeq, a predicted model, not a curated record